AUGUUUAACUACGAACGUCCAAAACACUUCAUCCAGGCCCAAAACCCAUGUGGCUCCAGAUUGCAGCCUCCAGGACCGGAAAACUCCAGUUUCUCUAGCCAGACCAAACAAUCUUCCAUUAUCAUCCAGCCCAGCCAAUGCACAGAGAAAAGAUUUUCUGCUUCCUCAACAGUGAGCUCUCACAUCACGAUGUCUUCCUCAGCUUUCCCUGCUUCUCCCCAGCAGCUCACUGGCUCCAACCCAGGCCAAAGGGUUACAGCCACCUAUAACCAGUCCCCAGCCAGUUUCCUCAGCUCCAUAUUACCAUCACAGCCUGAUUACAGUAGCAGUAAAAUACCUUCCACCAUGGCCUCCAACUAUCAGCAACCCUCAGUUGGCCAACCUGUAAAUGCUAAACCAUCUCAACCUGCGAAUGCGAAACCCACACCAAGGACUCCUGAUCAUGAAAUCCAAGGAUCCAAAGAAGCUUUGAUUCAAGAUUUGGAAAGAAAACUGAAAUGCAAAGACAGCCUUCUUCACAAUGGAAAUCAACGGCUAACAUAUGAGGAGAAAAUGGCUCGCAGAUUGCUAGGACCACAGGACGCAGCUGCUGUAUUUCAAACUCAAAAUGACAACGAAGCACAAGAUUCACCACAGCACAACUCAGAACAUGCACGACUGCAAGUUCCAACAUCACAAGUAAGAAGUAGAUCAUCCUCGAGGGGAGAUGUGAAUGAUCAGGAUGCAAUCCAAGAGAAAUUUUACCCACCACGUUUCAUUCAAGUGCCAGAAAACAUGUCAAUUGAAGAAGGAAGAUUCUGCAGAAUGGACUUUAAAGUAAGUGGACUGCCAGCUCCUGAUGUGUCAUGGUAUCUAAAUGGAAGACUAGUUCAAUCAGAUGAUUUACACAAAAUGAUAGUAUCUGAGAAGGGUUUUCAUUCACUCAUCUUUGAAGUGGUCAGAACUUCAGAUGCAGGGGAUUAUGUAUGUGUUGCCAAGAAUAGAGCAGGAGAAGCCACCUUUACUGUGCAGCUGGAUGUCCUUGCAAAAGAACAUAGAAGAGCACCAAUGUUUAUCUACAAACCACAGAGCAAAAAAGUUUUUGAGGGAGAUUCAGUGAAACUAGAAUGCCAGAUCUCGGCUAUACCUCCACCAAAGCUUUUCUGGAAAAGAAAUAAUGAAAUGGUACAAUUCAACACAGACCGAAUAAGCUUGUAUCAUGAUAACUCUGGAAGAAUUACUUUGCUGAUAAAAGAUGUAAACAAGAAAGAUGCUGGGUGGUAUACUGUGUCUGCAGUUAAUGAAGCUGGAGUGACCACAUGCAAUACAAGAUUAGAUGUUACAGCCCGUCCAAACCAAAGUCUUCCAGCUCCAAAGCAGUUACGUGUUCGACCAACUUUCAGCAAAUAUUUAGCACUCAAUGGGAAAGGUUUGGAUGUGAAACAAGCUUUUAACCCAGAAGGAGAGUUUCAGCGUCUAGCAGCUCAAUCUGGACUCUAUGAAAGUGAAGAACUUUAA
This is a messenger RNA of Chrysochloris asiatica (Cape golden mole), 1497 nucleotides long. RefSeq names its product myotilin (gene MYOT). The transcript has 9 exons. Bases 1 to 1497 code for a protein of 498 amino acids. The record is from RefSeq and is a predicted model, not a curated record. Gene Ontology annotation, biological process: dendrite self-avoidance; homophilic cell-cell adhesion; axon guidance. Gene Ontology annotation, molecular function: cell-cell adhesion mediator activity. Lineage: Eukaryota; Metazoa; Chordata; Mammalia; Afrosoricida; Chrysochloridae. Gene Ontology annotation, cellular component: axon; plasma membrane.